AUGAUAAUCCUUCUGCUUCAGCUUUCGAAAGCUCUCCCGAGACACUCAGAUAAAUGCCUCCUACCGCCUUCUCUUCUACAGACUACCAUCGACGAAACUCCUGAACUCCGGCAUCCGCUAGUGUAUCACUUGAACGAUGGCGCCUCAAGUAUCGCUGUGGGCGUGAAAGAGUUCACUGCUGAAGAGGGAACAGUGUGCGUACCCCAGUUCAUAUUCGAGAAGCUCAAGGGCCACACAGUUACCGUUAGUUUGGCAGACUUUCCCAAAGCAACCUUUCUUCAGCUCAAGCCUGCUCAGUUCUACCCACACAUCACCAAUUGGAAGUACUACUUGGAAUCGCAGCUCAGCAAGAACUACACAACGCUCACCAAGCACAAAUUGUUUGUUAUUGACGAUCCAAUGGCGAAAACGGCCGUGGAUAUCAUUGUGGAAGAUGCUAAUGCUCCUACUGUGGUUGUGGUUGAUACAGACACUAUUCUAGAUGUGCUCCCACUUAACGACAUCAUGGCAGCGCAACAGUUGGGCCAAAACGAUGCAAUAUCAGCUCUUGAAAACAUCCCCACCUUUCAUGAAUCCGAAGUGCUCGAGGUUGUUCCGUUCAACCAGUCUCCUGUACCGAAGUUGUUCAAGAUUGACCUACGUAAGGUUAAGGAAAGCUUUCUGCUUGUUCUACGAUCGGAAAAUAUAAACGAAGCCUACAAUGUGGACUUACUUGUUGCGCUUGACAAGUUCGUCAAACUAGAUAACUUUGCAUUUGAGACAAUGUCUCAGGAUAGUGCUGCGUCUCAUACGGAUAAGAGAAUAGACAUCAACAUCAACAGUGAUCUCAUCGUAAACCAUUUGGAAAAAUUCAAGGAGGAGGAUGCAUGUGAGCUAUAUGCUGCUGUUUUUGCGUGGGACCAUAACGCUAAAGUCAAAUUAGAAAUGGUGCCUUUCACAAAGGGCGAUAAGCUAGUGAAGGAGAAUGGCACGUCCAACGAAACAAAAUGCUCUAACUGUGGUAAGCUGAUAGAGAAGUCAAAGUUGCCUCUCCAUGAAGCAUUCUGCUCGAGGAACAAUGUCAGAUGCUCUUGUGGGAGCACUUUCUUCAAAGAGAUUCCAUCCAGCCAUUGGCAUUGCGAGAAAUGUGACCCACUUUUGGCUGGAGAAAGCACACUUUUUAAAUUCAAGCACGAUCGGCUCGUUCAUAGCGGGCCUUAUAGAUGUGAAGACUGCGACUCAACGUCUGAAUAUAGUGAUUUCAUCCUGCUUGUCAAGAACCACAAGCUGACAAAAUGCCCUAGCAAGCUUCACGAGUGCAUGUUCUGUCACUUGAUUGUGUCCCAGGAGGAGGAAACGUACGAGGACAGAUUCACGAAUCUCACGCACCACGAGAAUCAAUGUGGCAACAAAACCACAGAGUGCUUCGAAUGUAAUAGGGUCUUCAAAAGAAAGGACCUCAAGAAUCAUAUGCAAAUGCACUACAUGGACAAAAUCGAGCUUAACACCGAAACCGUUCGCUUGUGUGCCAAUGAGAACUGUGUCAGCAUCGUCAAUGACGAAUCGAACGACCUUAAUCUUUGCGAUACAUGUUAUGGCCCAUUGUAUGCAACAGUUUUGGACCCAACGAGAAUCAAGUUACAGAAUCGCAUUGAACGUCGCUACGUUCUUCAACUCACUAAAGGCUGCGGCAACGUUUGGUGCCAAAAUCCCCAAUGUGCUACUGCAACCCUGCCACGUCCAAUGAAAGAGGUGAUCCAGCAUGUACAGCUGGAGUUGUUGCUCCUAGUAGUUACCCCAGAACUUCCUAUAACUCGGAAAAAGGGUGUUAAGUCUGACGCAAACAAAUUUUACUUCUGUUUGACUGAAAGUCUACAAAAAAGGAAGGAGUUGGUGGACCGCCUUGUAGAUGAUGGCCAGUACUCCAGAGACAUGGUUUUCCGGGCAGUAAACAGGCUGAGAGACGAAGACUCUGCACGGGAGUGGCUACUAAAAAACGGGUUGCCCUUACGGUGA
Messenger RNA from Candidozyma auris, 1995 nucleotides. RefSeq lists its product as uncharacterized. Bases 1 to 1995 code for a protein of 664 amino acids. The record is from RefSeq and is a predicted model, not a curated record. Gene Ontology annotation, cellular component: VCP-NPL4-UFD1 AAA ATPase complex. Gene Ontology annotation, molecular function: polyubiquitin modification-dependent protein binding. The transcript has a single exon. NCBI's taxonomy places the organism in Eukaryota, Fungi, Ascomycota, Pichiomycetes, Serinales, Metschnikowiaceae.